Molecule: messenger RNA, 538 nt
Organism: Aplosporella prunicola CBS 121167
Lineage: Eukaryota; Fungi; Ascomycota; Dothideomycetes; Botryosphaeriales; Aplosporellaceae
Exons: 2
Coding region: 10-345 (111 amino acids)
Biological process (GO): mitochondrial respiratory chain complex III assembly
Cellular component (GO): Cbp3p-Cbp6 complex; mitochondrion
Molecular function (GO): ribosome binding
Source: RefSeq, a predicted model, not a curated record
CUUCACAACAUGUCCGCAACUACCAUCGCCAAACACUACGCGCGCAUCACCCGCACCUGGCCCAAGGACGCCCUGCGGCCCACGGUGCAGUUCCAAGCCGCCCUGCAGCAGCGCGCCGCCAAUCCGCUCCCCAAGUCCGACGACGACCUCCGCGACAUCAACGCCCUCUACUCGCUGCUCGGCGACCGCUACGCCAAGCGCUAUCCCGCCAACCCCGCCGUCUUCAAGCCCGCCAGCAACCCGGCCUACUACGACGACCUCAUCGCUGAGCUGUCCCAGGCCCCUAGUCGCAGCUGGUUUCAGCGCUGGCUCAAUAGCUGGAAGGGCUCUUUGAGGCUGCAGUAGUGGUGCACGCGGGCGUCGGGCGUAAUGUAUAUGAAUCUGUAUAAAAAAAAAAGUAUUACAUCGUUGAGGUCUUGUAGGAAUAGCAGAGCUUGCCAGAUAUUCUGUUUCUCUGGAGCUCAAACGCGAAGCUGGGAACACUCUCUGUCGUUGUUACCGUGGUUCGGAAAGAAUCUGAUUUGAAGAUCUGACAGUG